Macrobrachium nipponense is the source of this 2167-nucleotide messenger RNA. RefSeq names its product blastula protease 10-like. Gene Ontology annotation, molecular function: metalloendopeptidase activity; zinc ion binding. The record is from RefSeq and is a predicted model, not a curated record. Lineage: Eukaryota; Metazoa; Arthropoda; Malacostraca; Decapoda; Palaemonidae. The coding region runs from base 1 to 2049 and encodes 682 amino acids. The transcript has 14 exons. Gene Ontology annotation, biological process: proteolysis.
AUGCCCCUCUCUCCCGCCAAACUGCCUCCCGGAGCGAGUGAAGAAAUGCAUGCCAUCGCAUCAGAGCUGCCAUUUGAAUUACUGAACCCACCAAGCAUGGUAGGGCGUGACCACCUUCUGGAGGGGGACAUAGCAGUAAGCCCAGAACAGUGGGGAACGCUCCUUACCCGAAGGAGUCUGCUAGCAAAUGCCAGUGACACCCCUUCAGAGAGGAAGGCGAUACACCUGGAAAGGUUUUUCUGGCCUCCGGACCCCACCACAGGAAUUCCCACUGUCUAUUUUGCUUUUGCCAGCACAGUAACACGCAAGCAAAUGAUUCGCGACGCCAUGAGUGUCUGGGAACGAGAAACAUGCGUAGAUUUCCACGAGAUAGACGACGGCGAUUACAGCAGACCCUACAUCAGGAUCAUCGAAGGGCAGGGAUGCUGGAGUCAUGUCGGCAGAACAGGGAGAAGCGGCCAACAACUCUCCAUCAGCGAAACCUGCUACAAGGAAGGGAUUAUCCUGCACGAGCUGGGUCAUGCGAUGGGACUCUUCCACGAACAGAGCCGGAGUGACAGAUCAGACUAUAUCAAGGUUAACUUCACCAACGUGAAAGCUGGGAAGGAGAUAAAUUUCCUUAAAGAGGAAACAAAUAACUUCGGCGUUCCUUAUGAUUAUUCAUCCAUUAUGCACUAUCAAUCAACGGCCUUUUCAAAGAAUGGAAGACCAACCAUUGUCACUUUGACACCAGCUAUGCAAGUUUACAUUGGACAACGAAAGCAACUCAGUUUUAGAGACAUAAGCAUUGUUAAUCACAUGUAUAACUGUAUGGAUAUUUGGAGCAACUCGUGCGAAUCAACAGUUACCUGCCAGAAUGGUGGAUACCUAGGGAAGGAUUGCACAUGUGUCUGUCCGCCAGGGGUGUCUGGCGAAUUUUGCCAAAACUCCCUAAAAUCUUACUAUCCUUCUCCAAUCUGUGGUGGGAACAUUACCGAAGCUGGCACCGUCAUCACCUCUCCAAAUUAUCCCAACUACUACCCAGCUGACACUGCCUGUGUUUGGUGGAUUCAAUCAGACGACGAAUGCAAACGACCAGUUAUCACCGUCGAAGAUUUCGAACUAUUUGUCCGAAUGGGAAAUGGACAAUGUGCCUUAGAUAGACUCGAGAUAAGGACUGAAUCAAUUUACUACGGCGAUGAGUACUGUGGAAAAGAUCUUAGGGAAGGCACAGCUGUGACCGCCAUGGGGAAAGAUUUGGUGCUGGUCUUUAGUGCCAAAGUCAGCUGGCGGACGGGGUUCAAGUUCACCGUCGACUUCACGAAAGGAUGUUUGAAGUGUAAGGCGACCGAGAGAGCUCCCUACAUUGAGUGGCAAUCUCCGCUGUAUCCUGACCUUUACCCAAACAAUCAACAGUGCGACCUGACGAUAGCCCCUGGUGUGCCAAAGUUGACGUACGUGGUCUUCAACAAUGUUGAUCUCCCUACAAAUUGCCACGAUUACAUCUCCAUCAACAGUGCUUUCGGCAGCACCCAGAGGAUUUGUGGAAGCAGAACAGGCAUGCGACGGCUCAUAGGAUCCUAUCAUACAGCGUUGUUCAAGAGUGACAGCAACACGGGAACACAGGGGUGGGAGAUGUCCUUCAAGCAGGUCAGCUCUGGCUGUCAUAGAAAUAUCUACGUCAGCUCGAGGUCUCCCAGAGGAGUCCUUACUUCACCUUCUUACCCGAGGAGUCAUCCCAGAUAUGCUCAGUGCGAAUGGUGGUUGAGAGCACCAGCUGGUCGCAGGAUAAUGCUCACCUUCGAAGUGCUGCGCCUCUCCACGAACGCUUACUUCCCAACCAGAAGGUGGUUCCAGAUGAGAUACUACCAGAAACGUUGCAAUCGAGGAUAUAUCCUAGUCUCCACCACAGGAGACCGAACUUACAAUCCGCGUAGACGUUCGUACAGGAUCUGUGGUUACAGGAAUGACGGCUACAGGAUCACGUCCUCUAGUAAUCGCCUAUCCCUGUUCUUCUACGGAGGUGCGGCUCGGACGAAAGGCAUGAAAGUCAUAUACAGUUUGGUUUAAAGGCUCUGAUGAAGAUUAGAGUAAAUGCACGAUUUCAGUACGUCGACUGAAGAGAUGACAAAGUAAUGAUGAAGUUGCAGGUAACAAAGACCGUUGAAGUUUUCUCUGGGUACCUGAA